UCAGUGAGCGGCGGGAGGGUAAUGGACGAUUUCGAGCUGGGAAUGAGCAGCGGGAUAUCGUUCUUCCGGGAUGAGUUUUACGAGAGCUUCCAGGCGCCCAAGUUCUACGAUUUCAUCAAUCCCAGAGAUUCUGGCAACGCCGACGCGUGGUUCCUCGAUGGAUUGGCCUCCAAGAACAUCAAGGAUCUUGUGAACAGCACUGUCCAAUCGAUUCUACAAACUGGAUCAAACAAUGCAUCCAGGAAACAAUCUUUGAUCAAGGACAGUUCUUCGUUGGAUCCAAAGUCGCCAAGGUAUGAGCAGUGCUCAGAGAACAAGGAUCCAAACCAAGUAAAACCAGUUGGACAAUUACCUGCCGAGGUUGCCACGAACGAAAUCUUCAAGAAAGAGCUAGCUCCAGCAGCAAAGGGUGUGAGAAAGCUCCAGAAGCCGGGAGAGGUCUCUCCAGUGCCUCAAGUCUACAGGUAUUUGUCAGGGAAUUUUCCGGCAACUGUUCCACAGAAGAAGAAAGUUCUUGGAACUCGAAAAGCUACGCAGCAACAGCCGUUCAGCAAAGCGAAGGCGCUUUUCCAAAAACUGAGAGACGCCCCUCGAGACGGAGCAGACUGUGGAUCUUAUCGAGGAACUCUGACUCAAAACGAAGCGACUGUGCUUCCGGCUCGAAAAGCAGUUGAAGCUGCCCAGUCGGAGUUGCAAGUGUCACAGAAAAAGCAAGGCGACUCGGGCAGGGAUAGUGAAGCUGCCGCAAAGUAUGUCGUCGAGCAGGCGGUCAUACUGGAAUCUGCGAUCAAACUACUGAGGCUGGGGGAUGAAGAGAAGACCGUCAAAGUUUGCUCGGAAGUUCUCGGUGCUGUCUGCGCAGAUCAAAAAUCGGAAGAACUGGCCGUGGACAAAUCUCGGAUAGACACUGGUAACUUACAGGAAACCAAGCCAGCUUUUUCUUUUAAAGCAACACGUAAGGAAAACACACAGCAAACUGGAAGAAGAAGGCGGAAAAUUAGUAUAGAGACGACCACGAGACGGAAGACCAUAAAAAAGGCUAUACCUCCCGUCGCUUGUCCCUCUCCUCCGCCAUCACUCUCAAUUCCGCUAAAGCGACCAAGAGUGACUUGUCCACAACCAUUCAGGCUAAGAACAGAGGAAAGAGGUGCUCUCAAGGAGAUUGAAUUCAACAAGAAGAUGGAGCAGUACAUCGCUCUUAGAGAGGGCUCGGUUGUAAUACCUCCAUCUGCUGCUACAAGCCAGCCAAAGGCUUUUCCUCUCAAGAGAAAACAUCAACGAGCACCACCAAGGACUAAAGACAAUCGAAGCCCAGUAGAAGUCAGCAUCGAGAUGAUCUCUAAGGACUUGGCCACUUCUCAAACACUUCCAAGCGAACCAGUAAACAUGAAAGACACACGCAGGCAAGUGAGAAUGCCAUUGUUCGAUCGGCCUUUCAGGCCUCAAAGGUCCACGAAGAAGCUCACGAUUCCAAUCGAGCCAAAGUUCCACGCAAUCAACGCUCGGAGAACCUGUUCCAAGCACUGUCACUCGAACGCUCAAUGAAGCAAACGAGAAUUUUUUUAACAUAAGCCAGAAUAACUUCUCAAAACCGUAUAGUUACUUUCUAUUCCACUAUUUUCUAUUCCAACGAUUUCUCAACUUGUAACAUACAUGGUUUUGACC
Selaginella moellendorffii is the source of this 1665-nucleotide messenger RNA. RefSeq lists its product as uncharacterized. The record is from RefSeq and is a predicted model, not a curated record. The coding region runs from base 22 to 1545 and encodes 507 amino acids. The transcript has 9 exons. NCBI's taxonomy places the organism in Eukaryota, Viridiplantae, Streptophyta, Lycopodiopsida, Selaginellales, Selaginellaceae.